AUGGGCAACUCGAAUUCCACCACCCUGCCGAUCGAGUCGUGCAUACAGAGCGUCUGCAACGGACGACUGGACUGCUACCAUGUUCCGACGAGCAACCUGGACACGUCGUGGACCAAGCUGUACAAUCUCGAUCUUCCGCGGUAUCCCAAUAUCAUCGUUCGGCCAAGCAACACGACUGAGGUCUCUGCCGCUGUGAAGUGCGCGCAUGUUAAUGGGUACAAGGUCCAGGCUCGUUCUGGCGGACACUCUUAUGGUUUCCAGAUGGAUAACACCACUUGGCAAGCGAGCAUUGGAUCAGGCUUCAGACUGGGUGGACUCGACAAGCUGCUGCAUGCCAAUGGCGGCCGGGCUAUUGCUCAUGGAACAUGCCCUGGCGUCGGAGUCGGAGGGCACGCAACUGUGGGAGGACUUGGGCCCAUGUCGAGAAUGUGGGGAGCCGCGCUCGAUCACAUACUCGAGGUCGAGGUUGUUACGGCAAAUGGAACCGUGGUGCGGGCAAACGAAGGGCAGCAUCCAGAUCUGUUCUGGGCCAUCCGGGGUGCCGGAGCCAGCUUCGGCAUCGUGACGGAAUUCGUCCUCAAGACGCACCCGGAGCCCGGCAGCGUUGUCGAGUACACCUACAGCUUCAGCUUUGGCGAGCAGAAGGACAUGGCGCCGGUCUUUCAGCAGUGGCAGGAGCUGGUCUACGACCCGAACCUCGAUCGACGAUUCUCGACGCUAUUCAUCGCAGAGCCCUUAGGUGCUCUCAUCACCGGCACCUUCUAUGGCACCGAGGAAGAGUUUGACAAGACGGGCAUCGCGAAGAGAAUCCCCGUCGGCGGAGACGUAAAGCUGGCUCUAGUGGACUGGCUGGGUAGCUUGGCCCAUAUUGCCGAGACGACCGGUUUGUACCUGAGUGAUCUCGCUACACCGUUCGCCAGCAAAUCGUUGGCGUUUGAUAAGAACGACAAGCUGGGCAAAGAGUCCAUCGACGAGCUCUUCACUUACAUGGACGACACGGACCCUGGAACCCUGCUGUGGUUCAUCAUCUUCAACUCCGAGGGCGGCGCCAUGGCCGACACUGCAUAUAACGCAACCGCAUACCCGCACCGCGACGCCAUCAUGAUGUACCAGUCCUACGCCAUCGGCAUUCCGCAGCUGAGCCAGGGCACGAGGGAAUUCGUCUCCGGCGUUCACGACAGGAUCAAGAAGGCGGCGCCGCAGGCGAACACGACGUAUGCUGGAUACGUGGAUGUGUCGUUGAGCAGAGAGGAGGCCGAGUGGACGUACUGGGGCGACAAGGUGCCAAGGCUGCAGGAGAUUAAGAAGCUGUACGACGCGAACAAUGUGUUUUUGAACCCUCAGAGCGUCGAUUUGCCAUGA
Trichoderma reesei QM6a is the source of this 1362-nucleotide messenger RNA. RefSeq lists its product as uncharacterized. The transcript has 3 exons. Bases 1 to 1362 code for a protein of 453 amino acids. Gene Ontology annotation, molecular function: oxidoreductase activity; FAD binding. The record is from RefSeq and is a predicted model, not a curated record. NCBI's taxonomy places the organism in Eukaryota, Fungi, Ascomycota, Sordariomycetes, Hypocreales, Hypocreaceae.